This is a messenger RNA of Linum trigynum, 4706 nucleotides long. Lineage: Eukaryota; Viridiplantae; Streptophyta; Magnoliopsida; Malpighiales; Linaceae. The record is from the annotation of a GenBank genome assembly.
GCUAUACAAGUUUCGAUUGUUCAUGAUAGGUUGUUAAAAGAGUAUGAACAAUGGAUUACGGACAAAGAUAGAUCGACUUUAUGCGAACCUAAGUGCAAUUUGCUAUAGACAGAGGUUGAUUCGAAGGGGGGGAAACUCGUUGAUUAAGUGUAACAUAUAUCUUGCCAUUUUACCGUACCAAGGCGGGCUACAACACAUCAUUAAUACAUGUUUCCCUCGAAAAAUACUCAGUAAAGUUGAAAUCAUUAAUAAGAUAUUGUCUAAAGACUCACAAGUGAUUACCUAUUCGAGGAUAAUGAAGGGGUAUUUUUUUUAUAGCGCACAAAAAUAUAUCUAUGUGAAAACUCAAAAUACGAGGACGAUAGUACAUUUGUUUGUGACGUCAACCAAAUACACCAUUCAAACAAAACUAAAAAUUUAUAUUAUAAUUCGUGUCCAUCAUCACUUGUAUUUCCAAAACUCUUUCCCUUGUCAUCAUGUACCGUUGCACACCCUCAUUCCAUAAUAAUGAGAGAAAAAAAAAUCAAAGAUUGGAAUCUUCUUCUUCCCUGUUCAUUCCAACUAAUCAAACAAAUUAACCGGCAAUCAUCCCCAAUUAAUUAACCCAAAUAUCCUCUCCAAGACCUAAAAACCAAGUUAAUUCGUAAAAUCAAUUAUAUGGCCAACACCCUAAAAAAAUAAAAAUAAAAAAUUCAGAAAAAGGAAAUAUAAGAUUAGCAUUUAGCAACACACACGGGAAAGAUAGUGGGAAAAGAAAGCACAGUGACAGAGAGCGAGCGAGCGCGUGCACUUAAUAAGUUCCUUAGUGGUGUUUGGCUCGCGCUUUUUUUGUUUAUUAGGGUUCACGCUUUUUUAGCUUUUCCCCCAAUUUACAAUUUUUUCCCUCUUUUCUCCCCAACAAAGCCAAACAGAGCGUUAUGGGCAUCACAGCAAAAUCCAGCCGGGCCAAGACCACCACCACCACCGCCACUUCUUCCUCUUCCGCCACCGACAAUAACAGCAACCGUGGCAUGGGCUUCCUCUUGGUCUUCUUCUCCGACGACAAGAACUCCUCCCCCGGCGUUGCCGACGCCAAGCAGAUUGCUCACCGGUAUGAUAAUUACAGCCUGCAGCAGUCCUCCGCCGAUUCUCCGGGGAAUGCAAAACCGGCCAUGAAACGGACCAAUUCCAGCAACCCAAUCCUUACCAAAACUCAAUCCACCAUCUCCGUCUGCGCCUUCUUGGUCCUCUUCUCCUUCCUCCUCUUCGCCCUCUCCACUUUUGAACCCCCCAUCCCUCCCCACCCCGUCGCCGCCGUGUCCGUCCACCGCCGGUUUCUCUCCGAGAGGCCGAUUAUCCACCACCGCGGGGUCGCCGGGGGAGGGGGAUUCUACUACUGGCUCGACGCCGCCGCCGGCGGGAUUGUCGGGAGGAGGAGGACGAAAGAAGCAGGGGACGAGUAUUCCUCUGCUUCUCCCCCACACUCUUUUGCUCUCCAAGGGAUGGGCAGGCUUUACCGGCGGGGCACCAGAUCCAUGGCCGACCUCCUCGUCGGCCACGUGGCAGAGGACACCACCGAGGCCGAAUUCCGCCUCUUCCUCCGGCUGUUCCACCGCUCCGGCCUCGCAUCCAGGGCCGACGCCGUCUUCCUCUUCCCUUCCUCCUCCGCCUCCAGAUCCGGUUUCGAGGCGGUGAUUCGCGAGGAGAACGACUCGUUCUCCGCGCUCCUCCUCCGCCAGCAUUGCGCCAAGAAUCACUCCGAAUCGAAGAACAACGCCGCUUCCAUGGAGGUGGAGAAGGAGAAAUGGUCCUGGUCCAGAUUCGACGCGGGGCGGUUCGUGAAAAGGGCGAAUCACAGCAAGGGAAUGGCGGCCGCGGCUGCGGGGCCGAUGGAGACGACUCUUCUGUGGGGUAAGAAAAUUCGACUCAAUGCUACUAUUAAUGGCAGUUCUAGUCCAACCACUACUUCUUCUUCCCCCACGGCGAGUCGCGAUGGCGACUCGCCGCCGCCGACGACUCGGGUGAGUUACGGGUCGGUGGUCGGGUUCGAGGCGAGCGAGCUCGACCCGGAAAACUCGCUAUCCGGUUUCCUCCCCAACCCGCAAAUGUCCCUCCGUCGGUGGGCGUGCUACCCGAUGCUCCUCGGGCGGGUCAAGCGGAACUUCAAGCACAUAAUGCUGGCCGACGUAAAGUCCACGCUGAUCCUCGGACCCGACCCGCUCGCCCGGGUCCGGAACCGGGCGCCCGAGUCCCUCAUCUACUUCUCCACCAGUAAGGAAACCGGAAAGCGCGGCGGAGGGAAAAAGAGCGCCCGGUCCGGACAGGCGGCGAACCCGGCGGUUCUGAUGGGCGGAGGGAGAGGGAUCCGGCGAUUCUCGGCGGCGAUGCUGACGGAGAUAGUCCGCGCCGCCAUGCAACACAACGGCAAGAGGAAAACCGGAGUGACGGAGUCCGGGAUCCUGACCCACCUGCUGAUGGGGAGCAGCGGCGAGCAUAUUUUGAAGAACAUCAAGCUUAUGCCGUCGCCGGACUCCAUCCCCGGCGCCGGCGAGUCCGAGGAAGAGUGGGGCCGGCGUUACCCAGUAAUCCAACGCGGCGGUAAUUACUACAGCGGGGGAAUUAGCAGCAAUAAUAAUAAUAAUAAUAAUGAUCAUGAUGAUGAUCUAAAUUCCGUAAUCAUGAAGAGAAUCUGCUCAUGUGACGACCAGGAUCUUCUCUCUCCGCCUGUGUAUAAGGAUUGCAUUAGCAGUAGUAGAGAAUUAUUACGAAGUGGGGAAAUUUGAUUAUUAUUAGUUGAUUAAUUAAGCCAGAGAUUAAUGUAUAAUCAAAAUUGAAAAAAAAAAAAGAAGAAUUUUGUUAUUUUGUUACUUACCAGUUACCACCAUAGUUUUGGCUUUCCAUCUUGCAGUGUACAUUUUUUUGCUUUUGUUUCUUUCUUUCUACAUGUGAUGUGAAGAAUAUAUGGAGAGAAAAAAAAAGGAUAGAUAUAUGAAUUCAACAAGUUCUCCCUUCUUGGUGUCUCUUCUUUCGUGAUGGCAACUCCGACGAAUACGUCUGAAACUCUGCUUCGAACUCUGUUUGUGACAAUCAGAGAGGAUCUUCUCUCGUCAUGAUAGGUUGCAGGGCUUCGAAUUCGCUACUAAUCAUGUCGAUUUCCAUGAGUAACUUGUACCAAAUUUACAACGAUUGGUGUUUUGAUCGAGCAUGUAGCGUCUAAUGACGAUCAACGAAACUUCAAACGGGUAGUUGGUUAUGAAAAUUGAACUCGAGAGCAUACCGUGUUUUGUUACUUGGAGCAUGGCCCUAGUAGUAGUAUUUGGUGUUGUUUAAAUACGAGAGAGGGACAUUGUGGGGGCGAAUAUGUGGACAGGGGGAUUAGGCCAUAUUUGUCUACGUGUGGGGGUUAGAUAAGUAGCCAAAAACAGUGACAGCAAUAAAAGAUAUGGGGAUUCUCUGUAAUUAUUAUUAUUAAGUAUAUAAAUAUAGAUGCUAGUAUGAUUCCUUUUCUAUUAUAAGAUUGCAAAUACCAUAGACAAUAGCUAGGGAGAGAUAUUUUAUUCGUUUGAUUAUUUAUUUCUCAUGCAUGGUUAAUUCAAUCCCGUGAACACAUUAAGAAAUGAUUUGUUCUUUUUGUUUUGUACUCCCACCUCAAAUUACAAGUUAUUACAAAAUACACCACUGUUUAUUUUCAUUUUCUGAAAAAAUUGUAAAACACACUCGUAUCUCGGUGAUCAACCAUCGAGAGAAAAAAAAAUUGAGAAUUUUGAGUAUAUUUGGAUGUAAAGGUUAAAGUAUAAAUGUAGUUAGGUUUGAAUUCUUACAAUAAAAAAUGUAUUUGUAGCCUAAUGGUAAACAUAUUCAAUAAUAGCAACCGUGUCACUGGUUCGACACCGAACAAUGAUACGUUCAAGUUCAACAAGAGUUAUCACGACAAUACUUUUUAUGUUGACAUAGUUCAAUUCAAAUCAAUAUAGACUUAAUUUAUAAUCACCAACAAUUAAAUAAUCUUAUUAUCCACCAAUUUUUUUAUGCACCAUUGAUCUAGUUUAAACUUCUAGACCACACAUAUAACCACCAAGAGCGGUCAAGAGAUUUGGGGAUUUGUGGUGGUGUGCCGUCUCAGCUCAAACUCAAUUGAAUCUUUGAAAACUAAACCCCUCUUUAUUCCUUAAUUAAUAGUUUGUAGUCAACUUAUUAUAUUCUCAUCUCCCUCCUGUUCUUGGAUUAGUUUAAACAUUACUAUACUAUUAGAUCGUAGUAAGCAAAGUUUCUUUACAGUUGUUAUUGUUCACCUUUUUGUAUAUACACAUCCAGUUUUCUUCAUCCUCACAUUUUGCUUUGACACCUUUUUGGGCUCUUCUUUUCUCAUUUGCUUCGUAUUGCUCAAUUUUGCUCGCACAAACGAUACAAUAUGCCUUCCUUCUUCUACACCCCAACACAGGAUUGACCAAAAAUCACAAUACCGGGUUUUUAUCACAAGAGAGAAGCUCCGGAUAGAACUCGAGCGGCAUUAAUCCGAUAUAAGGGUGGUUGACAACUGAUUUAUCGUUACUCAACAUGUCGAAUGGUACUGGGCGAGUAACAGAGAACAUAUAAGUAAUCAUUAUCGAUACUAAGAAUCGGUAUUAAAAAGCACAAUCAUCUAUUUUGGCAUAGAAGGAAACACAUACUAAUGUAAGUUUGGUACCGCAGUUAUAUCCUAAUUAUAAUAAGAGAUUACGAUUGAA